Rotaria sp. Silwood1 is the source of this 1302-nucleotide messenger RNA. Lineage: Eukaryota; Metazoa; Rotifera; Eurotatoria; Philodinida; Philodinidae. The record is from the annotation of a GenBank genome assembly.
AUGGCUACCAAAAGCGAAUUGGCAACGGUAACCGUUCGAUGUACUCCAGAUAAUGUUCAUGCUAUUGCUGGCGUAUUACAGUCUAAGAGAGCACGUUUCGAUAUUGAAACGAACAGUAAUGACACAAAAAGCCAACGAACCCCUCUUAAUUUGGCUCUUAUUCUCGAUCGUAGUGGUUCAAUGGAAAGUAAUAACAAAUUAACUUUCGCAAAACGAGCGGUCUGCUCCGUACUCGAUCUACUUCAUGACGAUGAUGUUGUUCAUUUGGUCGCAUAUGAUACAGAUGUUUCUAUUAUAUUUCAAAAUGCACGAGCAUCUACCCGUCAAUUGCUACAUCCACUUGUUGAUAAAAUAAAGACGGCUGGCUCAACUAAUCUUUCUGGUGGCAUUGAAACUGGUGCCAAAUUGCUUGAUAAGUAUUCAUAUUCAGGAUAUUCACGUCGUAUGUUCAUUUUUUCUGAUGGACAAGCGAAUGUUGGAUUGAAAACACGAGCUGAAUUGACCAAUCUCGUUGCUGGAUACAAUAAAAAAGGAAUCAUCACCGAUUCAUUCGGUAUUGGUGCCGAUUUCGAUGCUGAAAUCAUGAAAGGUAUUGCUGAUACAGGUGGUGCUAAAUUUUUCUUUCUUGAAUCUGCACAAGUUAUUCAAUCAUUGGUAACCAAAGCUCUCAUGAGUGUGUUUAACGUUUGUGGAUCUCAAGCUCGUCUUAUUAUACGUGGUAAAAAUGGUGCUAUUGUCACUAAAAUAUGGGGUCAUGAUAACAUCAUCGAGGGUGCUAAUCUGGGUGAUCUUCACAGUAAUAAUCUAAGAUCUGUUUUGUGCGAUUUUAACGUUUCAGGAACAGCAAAUGGGGAUGGCAGUGACACAGAGACACUCGCCUACGAAUUGCGAUAUAAUCGACCUGAUGAUCUCGCUAGUGAACCAAUUGUGAUCAGAGGUACUCUCGCAUUAAAGUUCGUAGAAGACGAAUCACUUGUCGCAUCGAUUGAUCCGCGGGUAAAGACCAUGUAUGCCAUUCAGAUGGCUGCCGAUAUGGAUUCAAGAAUUGCUGAAUUAGUCAAGGAACGCAAAGUGCAAGAUGCUAUUGAUCUGUUGGCGCAACAAAUUACAUUACUCAAAGAUGUCGAAAGUCUUGAUGAUGAGAAAGGCAUGAUUCGAACUUUGGUACGCAUGGCUGAAAAUAUGCACAAUAAGCUACAAGAAGAAGACAUGGAUGAAGAACUCAUGUAUCACGGUUGUCAUCAUCAAAGUUAUUUGAAACGACAAGCUUCUUGCGAAUACAUGGAGCAUUAUGAUGAUUAG